UGUUGGAGCAUGUUGCAGAUGGCAAUGGAUAAAUGCCUGGCCCUGCUGGUGCUGUUGGCCCUGUGCGCCAGCCUAGAGACAGCCCCGCCACCUUCGCCAUCCGAAGCUAACCGGGAGCAGCUGGUGCGAGUAUACGAGAUCAAUCAAGAGCAAUAUGAGCGCAUGCUGCAGCUGACCAAGGGCAGGAAGGUGAUAUCGGAGGCCAGGCUGAUCAACGGAGGCUUUGCCACCGUCAGCGAGUCGUUCAGCGAGACCAUCAGCUCCGGCUGGCACUCUCUCCUUCGGAUCGUGGGUCUCACCACAGUCAGCAAGGCUGACGAGGCUGAGAAGGUGGACUUUGAAAGUCAGCCCCUGUGCGUGAUCAAGACCCGAGAGGACGAGCCUGUGGGUAGGAACGAGGAGGUGGCCUCCGCUCGCAGUUCGGGCAAGGGCAUUGAGGCCGAUGAUGAAGAUUCCGCCAUUCACUGUAUCGUGGUGCUGAAGAAGGAGCCUGAUCAAGAGUUGCUUAGCCAAGAUCCUCAUCCAAACUACUCCCAAUAUUGGGCGACACAACCUGUGGAAGAUUCCGCUGCGGUCAAGCAGCCUGAACAGAUGAAGGAUGAACAGGAGGAAGUGGAAAAGGAGGAGGUUGAGCUCACCACUGCAGCCCCAUUGAAAAGGCAGAAAAUGAACAAGAGCACUUAUCCCAAGUCAGCCAGCUUGGAUGAGGACUCUGACGGUUCACGCCAAUAUAGUGGUUAUCCACUGCAGCCUCAGUUUGGGGCGCCCUAUCCCCCUUCCUCUGCCUAUGGUGGCUAUCCCUACAGUCCCUAUCCUAGCCAACAGCCCUUUGGUCCUCAAGCUCUAUAUGGACAAAGUCCCUAUGGAUCACUGCCACCCUACGGGCCACCAUACCCUCCCCAACCGCAAUUUCCGCCGCAACAGCCCUAUGUCAAUCCCUAUGGUCCACAGCCUCAAGGGUAUCCCUAUGGCUAUGGUUUUCCCUACCUAGAUCAGUCCCAGUUGGCUCAAGCGGCUGCUAUUAAGGAAGCGGAGAAACCCCAACAAGCCGAGGAGGAGGAUGAUGAAGAUGAGGACUCCUACGAGGAAGAAGAUGACUAUAAGAAGCGUUAUUAUCCCUACUAUAGUGAACCUUAUAAUUACAGACAAUAA
This is a messenger RNA of Drosophila kikkawai, 1152 nucleotides long. RefSeq lists its product as uncharacterized. The record is from RefSeq and is a predicted model, not a curated record. NCBI's taxonomy places the organism in Eukaryota, Metazoa, Arthropoda, Insecta, Diptera, Drosophilidae.